Messenger RNA from Aspergillus novofumigatus IBT 16806, 507 nucleotides. RefSeq lists its product as uncharacterized. The transcript is spliced from 2 exons. The record is from RefSeq and is a predicted model, not a curated record. Gene Ontology annotation, molecular function: protein binding. Bases 1 to 507 code for a protein of 168 amino acids. Lineage: Eukaryota; Fungi; Ascomycota; Eurotiomycetes; Eurotiales; Aspergillaceae.
AUGGGACCGAUGGUGCGACUAAGUGGACACACUACGGUAGUCGAGCUGUGGAAUGCUGUUACCGGGUGCUGUACCCAGUCACUCGACCUCGAGAAGAAGUGGGUUGGGCUGAUAUGUCCGCAGUCUUCUCACCGGAUAGCACAGUUCUCGCUGCCACCUCUGGCGGCAUACAGCUCUGGGAUGUCUCCACUGAGGCGUGCAGGCAAAGGUUCGAGGUGCCCGACGACGACCACUGCCAUAUCUUUAACAUUCUCACCGGAUGGUGACAUUCUGGUACUCGGCGCGGAGGAGUCGGACAGUAAGGUCUGGGAUUCGACAGUUGGCACCUGCCAGCAGGCCUUGUCGAAGCGCAGUACUCCUCUCGUUGUGUUCUUGUCGCCUGAUGGCAAGAGCAAGAGCCUUUCUGUGGUCAAUGACAAGCGCCGUGGCCCUCUAGCCAGACAACAGACUAUUGUGUCGACUUCUGGAGAUGGACUUGGCAUGCAAUUGGGACAGCCUUUGCCGUGA